Messenger RNA from Symbiodinium pilosum, 2547 nucleotides. Lineage: Eukaryota; Dinophyceae; Suessiales; Symbiodiniaceae. The record is from the annotation of a GenBank genome assembly.
AUGGCCGAUCGCCGCACGAAAAUCCGCAUCGACAAUGAGGAGAGUUGCUGCAGCUACGGAAUUGGAAGACAUGGGAGCUAUGACAUACGCGAGACAAAGCGGAACAGAGACACCUUCCGUUGCAACAGCGAAGGGAAAGGAAAUCUGUUGGUACUGCAACUCUGGAAGAUCAAGACGGCACAUACUUACAGGGAAGGUUGCCAAAAGUACAUCAGGGGAGCCACAAGACUGGAGAUGAUACAGGCGGCCAGAGGAGGGAAGGCUGGGCGCAAGAGAUUGCUGGAGAAACUAGGGCAACCAGGAACACAACCUCCUCAAGCAGAACUUCGACGAGAUCAGGCCAACAAGGAAAAGACAAGAAUAAAGAAGAAGGAAGAGGCAACCUCAUCAGAGACAAGUUCGACUAUGGCCGGAGGAGAGACGUCUACACAAAAGGUUGGAAACAAGAAGAGGCCUAGGAAACCACUUCCUGGGAGUCCAAUGGAAGAGGAAUUAAGCCCCGACAUGGUGGCAGUCAUACUGGGAGAAGUCAAGGAGAGAGAAAAAAGACCGAGGAAGCAGCAGCUGACAGCUACCCGACCCAAGGAGACGACUGCAGACCAACCGCCAGUGAAAGCCAGAGUGCCACCGCCGGAGUCGGCGAGAGUUUCGGAAGAACUCCUGAGGCAAAGGACAGAAGAAAACCGGCGGCGGGAACAAAGGUUGGAGUGGCAAAACUGGGAGAACGCGGCAAAGAAGUAUAUCAAACAAAGAGAACAGCUUCAGGAAAGGCGUGAGACAAAUGAGAUGGAAGGUCAAGUCGAGGACAAGAUGGAAGUUGGGAAAGAAGACAAGCCAACGGUUGAAAAUGACCAGGAAGCAAACCGACAAAGCCAACCCUUAACACCUCUGAUCCCGCGAGACGAGUCCCCCAUAGGUGAUGGGAGUGCCACGGAAGACCUGGAAGCAGAGGAAGAAGAACACGGCCGUGGGGAAGAACCGCAACAACAAGAAGCAAGCGGCUCGGAGAACUGGCACAAGAAUACAAGACUAGCAGAGCCGAGAAUGCCGAAAAAGCGGGAGCUCACAGGAGAAGAGGUCCAGCUGAAGCUAGACCAACUUGCGUAUCUGACGAUGUGGAUGCAGCAGAGUACAGAAAGAAGACAGGCCUGGGAGAGGGAAUAUCCUAAUCAAGACAAGGAUACCAUCAGCCUGGCCAAGAAAAUGCAGCAGAUGGACAUGCAACUUGGCGACGGAGCAGACACCGGAGACGCCUCAGUGCAGGAAGUAAUCUGGAAAAGGACCUAUCCACUUAAGAUGGAAGGGAAUUGGCAUACCGAGACCAUUACCGACAUUGUUAGGCUGAUGGAUGGGGAGAAGAGACUCACGGGGCGUUUGAUGGAUCGCACUGCAUCGGCCGAGAUCGGUCCUCAGUGGGAACUGAUGUCCACGGGGAGCACGUCCAGCCCCAUUUCUGGGGCAGGAAACAUGGGCGUGAAGGCUGCGAAAGCUUUGCUCGGUGCCCAGCCCAAAGACGCGUCUGUGGGGCUUGGCGAGGUCGUGGCCAGUACUUGGGCACGCGAUUCUCACGACCUUUUCGACUUUGAAGCAAGUCAGCUGCAAACGCCAUCCUGCCACCGCGGGGAACCCAUGCUUCGCCUUGUCCAGCGAGAGGGUUGUUACUGGGUGGACAAGGUAGCUGCAGCCAGCAACAGCUCCAAAAAGCUGUGGGUAGUAGUCCGUGAUCUGGCAACUUCUGGGCACAAGCUGUCUGAAAGCGACGUGAUCAAGCUUGGCCGCUUCAAGUUCAAAGUUCGACAGAUGGUGGCGUCCGAGUCCUCACCAGUGCAGCCGGAGCUGCAUUUGGAUGACUCGUCAGGGUCCACAUGCGACAUAGAGUCGGACCAUGAGACCCGCUUGGCGUCAACGUCUUGCCGCAUUUGUUUGCUGGAGGGCUCCUCCGAAGACGACCCUUUGAUCAGGCCUUGUCACUGCAGAGGAACGAUUGAGUACGUCCAUUUGGGCUGUCUCCGCCACUGGGUCAAGGGACGUCUGAACAUCGCGGAUACACCAGAAGGCUCAUACUUCUAUCGGCCUUUGCCGUGCGAAUUGUGCAAGGCCUCGUAUCCCGCUACGGUCACAAAGGGAGAGGAUAAGAUGCCUCUUGUAGAAGUCCCGAAGACAAAGCCACCCUUCAUUGUCCUUGAAAACAUGAUGCGUGACGCGCAGCAGCAUAGCAGCCGCGGCUUGCACGUGGUGUCUCUGGCAGAGAACAAAGUCCUGAAGCUUGGGAGAGGCCACGAAAGCAAUGUGCGCAUUGCGGAUGUGUCAAUCUCGCGCUGUCAUGCAAUAAUUCGAUAUCAGAAAGGCAGUUUCGUCCUGGAAGAUCACAAUUCCAAAUUCGGUACUCUUGUGGCGAUGAAGAAGCCACGCCCGCUUGAUCAUAGCAGCGCUAUUUCUAUUCAAGUUGGGCGCACUGUUCUCUCGCUGUCUUUGCAAUCGGAGACCCCCGGACCGGUCAACAGCCCGGCAACAACGGAGGAAGAGACUCCAAUGCGGCAGCUGUGA